Grus americana (Whooping crane) is the source of this 4318-nucleotide messenger RNA. RefSeq names its product family with sequence similarity 151 member B (gene FAM151B). The transcript has 7 exons. NCBI's taxonomy places the organism in Eukaryota, Metazoa, Chordata, Aves, Gruiformes, Gruidae. The record is from RefSeq and is a predicted model, not a curated record. The coding region runs from base 134 to 976 and encodes 280 amino acids.
CCUCGCUAUCACCGGCCGGGAUCGAGGGCCCUCGCUGCCCUUACCCGGGCCGGAGAGCGGCGGUAGCCCACGGCGCUCCGCCCGCCUCAGCAGGUGGAGGAGAGGACCCCACCCCCACCCCGCCGCUGAGGCAAUGGCGGACGAGGCGCAGGGCGCCUGGAGCGAGGAGGCGGUGGAUUACUUUCUGAGGUCGCAGCGCAUCAGAACGAGAGACGGGGCGGCCAUCAGGUGGUUCCACGCCGCGAACAGCAAGGCCCGAGCCGCGGAGGCCGCCAGAAGUGAUGUGCAUAUGAUAGAAGCAGAUGUUCUUCUUCGUGGUGGCAAGGGAGGAAAUGGAGACCCUAUCAUGGCUCAUCCGCCUGAAACAGACAGUGACAACACAUUGCAGGAAUGGCUAAAAGAGAUCGUCAACACAAAUAAAGGCAUCAAGCUGGAUUUUAAGAGCCUAGAAGCCGUACGGCCUUCCUUGGAGCUUCUUGAAGAUGUGAAGCAGCAUUUGAGGCAACCCGUUUGGAUCAAUGCAGACAUCCUACCGGGACCUAAUGGAAAUAAUGCUGUAGUGGAUGCAAAAGGGUUCCUCGACACUGUCGCUUUAUUUUUCCCAAAUGUAACCUUAUCGCUGGGAUGGACAACUGGCUGGCACCCUGACAAACACAAUAAAGGCUAUGAUUGGAUGAUGGUGAAAGAAAUGGCCCAGAUAUGCAAUACACUUUCCCAGCCUGUAACUUUCCCGGUAAGAGCAGCACUAGUACGACAAUCACUAUCUGAGCUGUGUUGGUUAAUGCAACAGUCGGAUAGAUACAGCCUCACUAUUUGGACAGGAAAGGAGGAUGUGUAUUCUGUAGAAGAUUUGCUUUACAUCCGAGAAAACUUUGAUAAAAGUAGGGUUUAUUAUGACAUCUUAGAGCCACAAAAUUCCGAAUUCAAAAAAGCCAUAGGAGUAGAAUGGAGAGGACAAGAGUCAAGACUGUAUUAAGUACAGAACUAUGCAGUUCCCAGAGGGGUUUUUUGUAGCUCAUCUUGGCACACUCCAUUUUUAAUGCUGUUGCAAUUAAUAAUGUUCUCACUCCUAGUCAAUAGAAGAUGCUGUGUGCUAUAUGUGAAAAGUGAUAUCCAUGAUCCUACACGUUCCAGGGAGAAGGAAUGGUUAUUUUUACCAAAUUAAAACUAACCAGUUUCUCUGCAACGUGAUAAUUAUACAUUUCACACCAUGGCUUGCCUCUGUGCUUUCUGAGCCAUCAGCAACAUAGUCCUUGGAUUGUGAGAAGGCUGAGUUGGAGUUGUAGCUGCACUUCAGGAGGUGCUGGGGAAACAGAACCCCCAAAAUGAAGAAUAAUCCUGUCCUGUACAUAGAGCACAUAGAUGGAUUACAUUGAGGUAUACAUCAGAUGCAGUGUCAAAAGACCUAUAGUGUUUUAUAAGGUAGAGAAAUGGUGGUGGUCCUUUCAAGAGUUUGAGACUAAAUUAAGUAUAACAGGAGUUACAUAAAAUGUUCUGCUGCAAUCUUUCUGAAAGGCAGACACUCUAAAUGAAAUAGCUGUAUAGUGAUUAGUGCCUGCAGCAAAAAUUGUACAUUUCUGUGAUAGUACAGGUUUUUUUCUACAUUCUCCUGGACUGUGCAUAUUUUUAACUCUAAGAAUAUGAUUUCAAAAAUUUUCAAAAGUUGAACUUCCCUUUGAGAAAAACAAAUCAUUGCAACCCUGUUUAUCAUCUGCAGGAAGAGUCCGACGUAUUUCAUUUCAAGCAUUUUUUGGCUCUCUUGCUUCUGCAUCCCUUAAAAUGAAUACAGAUACUGAAAUCUGUGCAGAUUGAGAUACAAGCUGUGUAUUGUUGUCUUUGCGAAACAUCACAACUUUUUUUUUUUUUUCUUCACAAUGACAGAGGAGAUUUUUAUUUCUAACUGAAUGCUGAUUCUGUGAGGAGACAUUACCCUGGCAUCUUCUUGCCUUCCUUUUCCCAUUCCUCUUGCAUGCAUGAUUUUUUUUAACUUUGAUGUUUUACACAACACUGGACAGGCUGUUAGUGCUAAAGAAUUAAUUACAGCAUUUUUUGGUUCAUACAACUUUUUUUUUAUAGUGUUAGUGCAACUGUGAUAGAAAAGUUAGUUAUAUUUAUUAAUCCUAAAUCUUGAAAUAUGGUGAUUUCAUGCAGUCAUUAAAAUUCAAGAUUCCUGAUUGUUAACCAAGCUCCUUUGCCAGGUUUAUCUAAUAACCCCCAUGGCAGGGGGAUUGGAACAAGAUGAUCUUUGAGGUCACUUCCGACCCAAACCAUUCUAUGAUUCUAUGAUUAUUGAAGGGUAGAGCUUUCAUCAUAUUUGUCACCUACUAAGAUACACUUGGGUAAAAUUAGGAGAUAUUUUUUCCAAAUACGGAAGAAAACUAUCUAGUUUUUAAACAGAGUACUUAAUUUAAUUUACACAAUCAGUCAGUAUGAAUGGCGAUAACCACCAAAAGGUCAAGUUUGGCAGUGUGAUUCCUUUUAAUGAAUUGGGAGAAAUGAUUUAUAUUUUAGUUAACUGUGACAACAUGAUCCGAUUUGAACAGAUUUAACCUCUCAGUUCUUUAUAGCAUGUGUUUCUUUGAGCUUUGCAUGCACACUUUGUUAUACCAUGGGGGGGAGAGAGAUCAACUAUUUCUUAACUAAUCAUAACCAUAGAAAAUACUUUAAAUACUUCAGAGACCCAAAUCAUCUUGACUAAGACAGGUUCGGGAGCUAUUGGAUGAACAGGCGUGCUAACAGAUCUGAUCACUUGGUAUCCUUCUCUGGAUGAUGACCCUUUUACCUAACUACCCAGGAUAUAUUAAUGAUCAAAGCUCCAGUUAAGCCAAAGUUACAGACAUUUCUUUGAAUUUAUAGUACAUGCAAUAAAUUGGUAGGAAAUAGUAUAGUUCAGAGGUUAUUAUUUACUGGGAUAUGCCAUUGAACAAGAAGCACUUAGGGGACGUGAGCCAGUUUUUGGAAUCAAGUGCAUUAGCCAGAAUGAAUCGGGCAGGUGUUGGAAUAACAGAAUUUGCUUUUGAGGGACAUAUAGGAAAUAGCUUGAGGACACAUCACUGUAGCCGUGUUCAUUAUUGAAUGAAAGGUGCCAUUGAAGAGCACUGGGGGUUUUGUGUUAUUUUUAUUGAACAUUUUAGUUCAAGACUUAGUGUAGAUUUCUUUUCAAGAUACUGCUGGUCAUUCAGAAGCAGCAAUACUUUCUAGCUGUACAUUUACUUCUAAUAGAUUUAAGGACAAGAGUAUCUCCUCAUCCUUUUAUUCCACAAUUUAUAUAAAUGUUCAGGACUGGAACAGACUCCUAGAUCUGUUUUAGCUCCUUGUUGCAGGCAGUUACAUUUAUUGACUUGAGGGAUUUUGUCUUUCAGUUGGUUAGGCCUUUUUGCAUCCACACUGGAAAACUUUUCUGUUAUUUAGAAACCUUUUUCCCGCUUUUCAGUUCCCACCUGAUGCAUUAGAAUUUGUUAAAACUGGUUAAACUAUUAAUUAAAAAAUAUUAUCAGCAAUUGCCAGAAGUAUUUUUAAGGAUGCAGACACCAUGGAAGAAAUACCACUAAGUAAUACAUGUGGAUAUGCAUAAACAUGGAUAUUCAGGUAAAAUAAAAAGAGGACAUGAUCUAGAUUACCAGAAAUAUUAAAUAAGGUGACAAGACAUGUAAAACUAGAUUAAACAAAAUGCUGGAAAUUAACUCCAUGAAGCAUUCUUGCAGUGACAGAAAGGUUUGACUCUAUGGUAAAUUUGUUUAUUCUCUAUGGAUUGUCCUGUGUAUUUGAAUUUCUGUAUGUAUUCUUUUUUACCCAUGGAUCUCUUAGUUUCCUGUAAAGUCGUUCAUGUAGUUUACAUCAGCCUGGUCUGACUUGCAUGUAAAUAAAUUCACUGGGAUUAGUUUCUCUGUUUUCAUGCCAGUCUUCAUAUAAAUGCUCUCCUAGUAUAAGAUGCAUUAACUGUUGGGCUGGCAAUAAAAUAAUAAAGGAGAGAUGAAAGCCAGUGAUUUAUUCUGUUGGAAAUAGGGAUCUGUGGCAGUUCUAUGUUACUCUGGCUGUUGCUGUGUUGGGUUUUGGGGUUUUUUUACCUUCUGUCAGUGAUCUAUUCCUUGUACUUAAAACCUUGUUUAGGAGCUAUAUAUUCCGCCACCUCUUUGUGGAAUCAUUUUCUCUAUCAGUGUUGCCUCAUGUCUUGAUAUCUUUCAGCCAGGUUUUUAGACUUAAUUGUCUUUGUCAUUUAAUUUUCAUUAAAAAUCUGGUUGACUUUAAUGGAAUUAGGUAUUGUUCUGGAUGUCCAGGUGAGUUAACUGAUUAAUAAAACAUUUCUAAUUUACUGCAA